UUGAAACCGCCGGCGGGAAGAUGGCGGCUGCAGCGCCCGAUCCCGGGAACCUCCAGGUUCUCCCGCAGUGGGCAGGUGAUCAGGAGCCGAGAUGAUGAAGCUUACGAGUCGUUGUGGGAAGCGGCGGCGCUCGUCGUCCGGAUCGGACUCUUUCUUGGGAUGGGGUAACAGCAGCAGUGGCAGGAGAAGGGACAGAAGUGGUGAAGGGAUUGGGGUCAGUCCUCGGGAACCGGCGGGGCCGGUGCUGAGCCCACCCCCGGGCUUGGAGCUCAGCCUGAGAAGGAGCACCCUCCCCUCGCCAGGAUCAUGCAAGCCCAUAGUAGUUCCUGAGAACCAAAUAGACAAAUUGCUCCUGGCAAGCUGGGGGCUUCCCAAAGCCGUUUUGGAGAAAUAUCACAGUUUGGGUGUGGUUCAGAUGUUUGAAUGGCAAGCAGAAUGUCUCUUGCUUGGACAGGUUCUAGAAGGGAGGAACUUAGUCUAUUCAGCUCCUACAAGUGCUGGAAAGACCCUGGUUGCUGAAUUACUUAUUCUGAAGAGGGUUUUGGAAAUGCGUAAGAAAGCUUUAUUCAUUCUGCCCUUUAUUUCAGUGGCCAAAGAGAAAAAAUAUUAUCUUCAGAACCUGUUUCAGGAAGUAGGAUUGCUGGUGGAAGGCUACAUGGGCAGCUGCUCCCCAACAGUCCGGUUUUCUGCUUUGGACAUUGCUGUCUGCACCAUCGAGCGAGCCAACGGUCUGGUCAAUCGCCUAAUAGAGGAAAAUAAGAUGGAUUUGUUAGGGAUGGUGGUUGUAGAUGAAUUGCACAUGCUGGGAGACGCUCAUCGUGGAUACCUGCUAGAGCUUUUGCUGACUAAGGUUCGCUAUGUGACGCAGAGAGCAGCAGCAAGCCCAGAGAAUUUGACCAGUGAUUUUUCUAAAGACAUUCAGAUCGUUGGCAUGAGCGCAACCCUCCCUAACCUGGACCUUGUGGCUUCCUGGCUAAAUGCCGAACUCUAUCACACCGACUUUCGACCCGUCCCGCUCGUGGAGUCUUUAAAAAUUGGGAACUCCAUAUACGACUCAUCCAUGAAACUUGUGAGGGAAUUCCAACCCAUGCUGCAAGUGAAGGGAGAUGAGGACCAUAUAGUUAGUUUAUGUUAUGAGAUCAUUCGUGAUGGCUAUUCAGUCCUAAUAUUCUGUCCAUCCAAGAACUGGUGUGAGAAACUGGCGAAUAUCAUAGCCCAUGAGUUCUGCGAUCUUCAACGUCAAGCAGAGGCAUUGGCAAAGCCACCUGAACUUCACCCCAUUACAUUGGACCACAAGGGACUCGCGGAAGUGGUGGACCAGUUAAAACGCUUGCCUUCUGGCCUGGACUCUGUCCUGCAACAAACUGUGCCAUGGGGCGUGGCAUUUCACCAUGCAGGUCUCACUUUUGAGGAGAGGGAUAUUAUUGAAGGAGCAUUUCGUCAGGGCCUUCUUCGUGUUUUAGCAGCAACGUCUACACUUUCUUCUGGAGUGAAUUUGCCUGCCCGCCGUGUGAUUAUCCGGACUCCAGUCUUUAAUGGUCAAUGUCUUGAUAUUCUCACUUAUAAGCAGAUGGCUGGUCGGGCAGGAAGGAAAGGUGUAGAUACAAUAGGUGAGAGUAUUUUAGUCUGCAAGAAGUCAGAGAAAUCCAAAGGCAUUUCUCUACUCCAGGGCUCCCUCAAACCUGUGUGCAGCAGCCUGCAGAGAAGAGAGGGAGGAGAGACAACAGCCAGCAUGAUACGGGCUAUUCUGGAGAUAAUAGUUGGUGGAGUUGCCAAUACACCAAAAGAUGUACAGAUUUAUGCUUCUUGUACUUUUUUGGCUGCGAGUCUGAAAAUGGAAAAACAGAAAAGUUUGAAAGGGGAAAAGCAGAAAAUCCGACAGGAACAGCAUGGAGCAAUUGAAGCCUGUGUGAUGUGGCUGCUCGAGAAUGAAUUCAUUCAGGUUUCAGAAGCUAAUGGUGAAACAAAAGAAAAAGUAUAUCAUCCCACUCACCUUGGUUCAGCCACUCUGUCUUCGUCUCUUUCUCCAACUGAGGCCUUGGAUAUUUUUGCUGACCUCCAGAGAGCAAUGAAAGGCUUUGUUUUAGAGAAUGACCUGCAUAUUGUCUAUCUGGUUACUCCUCUAUAUGAAGAUUGGACAGCUAUUGAUUGGUACCGGUUCUUUUGCCUGUGGGAGAAAUUACCCGUCUCUCUGAAGAGGGUGGCAGAGCUAGUGGGGAUUGAAGAAGGUUUCUUGGCCCGCUCUGUGAAAGGAAGGAUAGUAGCCAAAACUGAGAAACAGCACCGACAAAUGGCCAUACAUAAAAGAUUUUUCACUAGCCUUGUUCUAUUAGAUUUAAUCAGUGAAGUUCCCUUGAAGGAUAUUAUUCAGAAAUAUGGUUGUAGUCGUGGACAGAUUCAGUCUUUACAACAAUCAGCUGCUACUUAUGCAGGGAUGAUAACCGUGUUUUCCAACCGUCUUGGCUGGCACAACAUGGAGCAGCUGCUCUCUCAAUUUCAGAAGCGCCUUACAUUUGGUGUCCAGAGGGAGCUGUGUGACUUAGUGCGGGUGUCUUUACUGAAUGCGCAGAGAGCCAGAGCUCUCUACGCCGCCGGCUUUGUCACAGUGGCUGAUCUUGCCCGAGGACGCGCUGCUGAGGUGGAAGCUGUUCUGAAAAGUUCUUUACCAUUUAGAAGUGUCCGCAGGGCAGUAGAUGAAGAAGAAGAAGCAGCUGAAGAACGACGGAGUAUUCGAACUAUCUGGGUAGCUGGGAGAAAGGGAUUAACUGAAAGAGAAGCAGCAAUACUUAUUGUGAAGGAAGCCAGAAUGAUUUUGCAGCAAGAGUUAGCUGAAAUGGGAGUGCAGUGGAAUCCAGACUCUUUUUUAAACUCUGAAACCCAUUCAGCUAGCAGCAGUGAAUCAGAAAUGGAGGACCUAAAAUCUAGGUAUCCCGCCAAACAUUUAUUUAAAAGACCUAGAGGAUCAAAGAGAAAAACCACAAUUCCUUUUGAUAAGUCUCUUACAAAGAAUUCGCCCAAUACUGAGCAAAAAGCUCAUAUGGACAAAAUGCCUGCCAGCACUUCAAAUUACAUUCCGCAAAGUGGAAAUCAAGAACAUCAGCUACAUGUAGAAAUGAAAAAUGAUGAAUUUGUUUCUAGUUCAAGAAAAUCCCCAUUUUUGGGAACAAGUAAAGAUAAAGUAGUCACUACUGUGAAUAAAAGAAAGUCAAGCACUGAGGAAAUUACUAAAACAUUCUCUAAUGGAAAUAGGAAAAGAGCAGCUUUAAAUUUGAGUUCAGAAAAGCUGCCCAAAACUCCUCAGUUUUAUAAUCAAAGUAAAUUGAACCAUUCUGAAGCUGGAUGCAGCGUCAAAGACUCUAGAACACAUAGACUUGGUUCACAAAGUAUUACUAUUGUUGGUACUGUUAAAGAUUUAUUCCCUUCAGAUGAAAAGAGUACAGAAUUUCAAAUGCCUGAGUCUUCUGCUCAAAAUGAAUCUUUGGGCACUAGUGUCAAAUAUUUUAAACACCAAACACCAGAACUUCUACAACCAGAGGAAAGUUGUUUAAAGAACCAAAUGACUAAAGAUUCUGAUUCAGAACAUCUCAUUGUAGAAUCUCAAACAGAAAAUAAUUCUGGCCAAGCCCCUUCAGUUGUUGGGUACAAUGGAGUGGGGAAAGCCAAGCCAAAUAUAGAAAUAAUGACCAAUGCUUUGCUAGACAAUAACAAUUAUAUGAAAAAUCAGAGUGUUUAUGGGAAGCACACCAAUGCCAAUCCAAUUACUAAUUGCCCUCAAAAAAGACCCGUUACACAUGCAAAAGUCUGUGUCAAAGAGGAAGUAUUGUUAAGAAGAGAAACACACAGUCAUUCUACAAACACAGAGAAAAGUGUUGCUACUAGCAAAUGUGAAGGUGGAGAGUCUAAGGCUGAUGAAAAUAACCCCAGUCAUUUUCAGCCACCAGAAGACAACAUAAGUAGACCCAAGGUGCCCAAUGGAAUUAUGUUUCAAGUUGGAGUUGUGGAUAGAGACCAGGAUGAAAAUGAUCCAAAGACCUCUGGAGUGAAAAAAAAAGUGGGUGUUUAUGCUGCAAAUGAAACCAAAAAUAAUCGGUCUUCUGACUUAGGCUUAGGCUUCAGGGACUUUGAUGAUAGCUUCCACCUGGAUACUCAGACAGAGAAAAUAAUACAACAGAUGGCAGCUGAUGCUGCGAAACAAGAAGGAGCAAAGGACAAAAACUUAGUAGCGAUGUUGACCCAGAAGCGCUUAAGAAGACAGAAUUCUGUUAGCACUUCACAGAAUGAAAAUAAUAUUUAUUCUAGUGAAGGUACAGCUGUAGGACUUGGGAUUGUAGAUAUUAUGAAGAAAACCACUGAGUCACAUGCUGUUGAAGUCCUAGAAAGCCCAGUUUUACAAUCUCCAAUGACAUCGAAGGAAAAUUAUUUUCCUUUUAAAGGGCAUGAAAAUUCUGUCACUGAUUCCCAACUAAAUAGUUUUCUUCAGGGUUAUCAAACACAAGAUUCAGUGGAAUCAGCUAUUCCCCUAGGUCUUCAAAAGAGAGCCUCAGUUGGCCAAGAAGGAGAUUGCCAACUCAUUUUUGAAACAAGUUUGAAUAUGAGUGAUAGUUUGCUUUUUGAUAGUUUUAGUGAAGAUUUAGAAAAAGAUGAAAUAAAGGAGCACAAACCAGAUCCACAAAAAGGCAUGCCUCCUUCUGCAAUUACUUAUGAUCAUUCCAAUUCCAUUUUGUGUCAACAACCUCAUGGAUCAAUGGAUAAAGCAGUUUCAAAUCUAUUACCAGUUGAUGUGAAUCAGGAUAUACAGCAAGAGUUUGUCAGUUUCAGUGAUGAAUCAAUUAUGUUCUCAGAAAUAGAUUCCCUUCAGAUGGCUGAAGCUUUGGAUGGUCCAGAUUUAUUUCUCAUUCCAGAGCAACACGUCACUGCAGUAACUCUUAAUGGAUUAGAGCAAAGGAAUUCUGGAGUUAUAAAUGGUAAUUACCCUAGAUCAAGAGUAGAUAGGAUAGGUCAGGAUGAAAAUGUCCAAAUAAAUAAAUUUACUGGAGAAAAUCAAGACAAUCCUGUGGCAUGGUCUGGGGCAUCAUUUGAUUUAAGCCCAGGACUUCAAAAUAUUUUAGAUGGAUUGGAAAGUGAUAAGCCAAGUAUAGUGAAUAUGGAGCCACCUACUUUGAAGGAAAAGAGCAUAGGCUUAAAAAACAACUUUGAAGAGUUGAAAAAGGAUGCUAAGAGCUCAGAUUUUCAUGGUGAAACUUCAUCUCCUUUGCUUUAUAAGGAAAGCAAUAUUAUUUCUGAUCAUCUGGAAAGUCAUGCAUUUUUUCCUCUUGCAUCCACUUCUGUACCACCUAAGCAUGGCCUAUCACAGGUCCUUGGAACAUCUGAAAAACUUGGGAAAGACAAAAUGGUUUUACAUACAGAUGAAUGUUUGACAUCAGAUAUCGAAGAUCAAAAUUUUAGACAAAAUGGAAAUAUACAUAUGAAAAACCAGAGUCUUACUAAAGAUACAGACCUUUCGCCCAAGUUUUCACAAGAUAUGUCACAAUUAACUCUAGUCCCAUGUACUGAGAUUUUAACCAUCAUUGAUGUAGCAAGUGACCAAACUCUCUUUCGUACCUUCAUCAAAGAAUGGCAGAGCAAAAAGAGAUUUUCCAUUUCACUAGCUUGUGAAAAGGCCAGUCGCCCUACAUGUCUUAAAUCGACAAGUAUAGGUGGUAAAUUUAAGCAAGUAAGAUCGCCAGAAUUGAUCCCUGCUACAGAUGAUGGGUUUCCUGUUAAAGGCCAUGAAGACCUCUUGCUGGUUGGACUGGCUGUCUGCUGGGGUGAAAGGGAUGCCUACUAUUUGUCACUGCAACAGGAAGAACUGCAUUCUGAAAUCAGUGCCAGUUUAGCACCACCUUCUUUGGAUCCAAAUCUGACCGUGAAUGAGAGGCUGAGACAACUUCAGGCUUGUUUGCAGCAUGUCUCUGUGAAAGGACGCUCAGUUAUCAUAUACAACUUCAUCCAGAACUAUAAGACGCUUCUUCUGUCUUGUGGCAUUUCUCUGGCAGGAAAUUUUGAGGAUCCGAAGGUAGCCUGCUGGUUACUAGAUCCUGACUCUAAGGAGCCAACACUCCACAAUAUAGUUACGAGCUUUCUUUCUCAUGAGCUACCCCUGUUGGAAGGCAUAGAAACAGGUGAAGGCAUUCAAAACCUGGGACUGAAUACGAGCGAUGACCACUCUGGGAGGUACAAAGCAGCCAUAGAAUCGAUUCUCGUCUUCAACACUAUGACCCAACUCAAUUCGCUGUUAGAAAAAGAAAAGCUACAUGAUGUUUUCUGUAAAGUGGAAAUGCCCUCCCAGUACUGUUUGGCCUUACUGGAACUAAAUGGAAUAGGUUUUAGUACAACAGAGUGUGAGAAUCAGAAACAUGUCAUGCAAGCCAAACUCAAUGCACUGGAGGCUCAGGCUUAUGAACUAGCUGGCCACAGCUUCUCCUUUACUUCUCCCGAUGACAUUGCCGAGGUUUUGUUUCUGGAAUUGAAAUUACCACCAAAUGGAAUUCAAGUAAAAAAGAAAACUUUGGGUUCUACCAGAAGGAUGAAUACAAAUGGGCGUACUACCAAGAUGGGCAAACAGUUCAGUACUAGUAAGGACAUUUUAAAGAAGCUGAAGAACUUACAUCCAUUACCAGGCUUGAUUCUAGAAUGGAGAAGAAUCACCAAUGCUAUUACCAAAGUUGUCUUCCCACUGCAGAGGGAAAAGUGUAUGAAUCCUGUCCUUGGAAUGGAAAGACUCUAUCCUUUAUCACAGACUCACACUGCUACUGGGCGAAUAACUUUCACAGAGCCAAAUAUCCAGAAUGUGCCAAGAGAUUUUGAGAUUGAGAUGCCAACACUAGUCGGAGAGAGCCCAUCUUUUCAAGCACAAGGCAGGAGUUUACCUUUCAAGAGCAGAGAAAGUAAAAGUAAUAUAAAUUCUGCGUAUCAGAUGCAGUUGGCAGCAAGAAUCAAAGACAAUGGGAAGCCAUUUUCUGUUAGUAUGAGACAUGCCUUUGUUCCUUUCCCAGGAGGAAUGAUCCUGGCUGCUGAUUAUUCUCAACUGGAACUGAGGAUCUUGGCUCAUUUGUCCCGAGAUCGCCGUCUCAUUGAGGUAUUAAACGGUGGGGCUGAUGUUUUUAAGAGCAUCGCAGCCGAAUGGAAGAUGGUUGAUCCCGAAGCAGUUGGGGAUGAUCUAAGGCAGCAAGCCAAGCAAAUAUGCUAUGGAAUCAUUUAUGGAAUGGGAGCUAAAUCUCUAGGAGAGCAAAUGGGCAUUCAAGAAAAUGAUGCUGCUUGUUAUAUUGACUCCUUCAAAUCCAGAUACACAGGGAUUCAACGUUUCCUAAGAGAGACAGUGAAGAACUGCAGCAAAGAUGGGUUUGUUCAAACCAUUCUGGGGAGGCGAAGGUAUUUGCCUGGAAUCAAUGACCAAAAUCCCUACAAUAAAUCUCACGCUGAACGUCAAGCCAUCAAUACCACAGUCCAAGGGUCGGCUGCGGAUAUUGUCAAAACCGCCACCGUUAACAUCCAGAGCCGCUUAGAGGCGCUGCCUUCCGUCGCCCAGUCUCACGGCCACCGAGAGAGUACGCUGGGAGGCGCCAGGACACGCUCGUUUCCGGUAUCUAAUGCCGGGCUGAAGAAAGGAUUCCAAAGACAAUUUUGUCCAGUAAAAGGAGCCUUUUUCAUCCUUCAGUUGCACGAUGAGCUCCUCUAUGAGGUGGCAGAAGAGGACGUUGUCCAGGUCGCUCAGAUCGUCAAGAAUGAAAUGGAAAAUGCUGUGAAGCUCUCGGUGAAACUGAAGGUCAAAGUGAAGAUGGGGCCCAGCUGGGGGGAGCUGCAUGACUUGGACCUGUGACUCUGGGAGGGGAGUCCCCCUUUGGUUCCUCUGCGGGCGGCCUUCCUCGUUGCACAGAGGCCGCUCUCAGGGUGCCACCACGGCCAGAGUGGCAGCAGCUCUGCGGAAAACGGAGGCGCUUUUUAUCCAGGCUCAAAAGCGCCAUCACUGUGGGUGUUUGUCUCUACAGACACUGGGAACUUACUGCGAUUUGGGGGAACAGAUGGACCUUUUUCAAAUGAAGUAGAAUUCAGUGCUCCUACCUCCCCCCCAAAGUACUUGGGGAAUUGCCUUUCAUUGAGUAAGCACAUGGAAUUCAAUGGUCUCUCAGGAUCGCUAUUGCUGCUUAAGCAGGCCUGAUGCCCAGCACAAGCCGCCUGCGUGAAUAGCGGCCUAACAGGCGAAUGCUCUCCUCCGCCGUCCCACAUUUGUGCCCUCGCACUCAGUUCUGUUCUCUGGAUCCCAAUAGCUGUGACCUGGACAAGCAAUAGACAAGUAUGCUGUUUUGCACACCCGAGUUAGGCUUUCUGUGAUGCUUUUAUCCAGAAAGAACUGAUGGGCGUUGGGCAGGGCAGGGAUUAUUUUAGGCAUUUAGUGAUUCUAAGCCCUGAGGAGUCUAAAUUUUGAAUUUUAGGGUGUUAAGAGGGGAAAUUGGGAUGAAAGUUACCUAGAAAUGUUUCCUUGAAAAGCUUUAUUUUCCCUCUGUUCCCAUCCCCUGUCGCACACAAUGUAUUUAAAAUACUUCUUUCCUUUUCCUGAAGCUCCACUUCUUAAAAUGGCACUAGUUUUAGAAAGAUGCUUUCUUUUUCAUUUGAAACUGACACUGACAAUUCCCCAUCCUCCUUGUUGUCUUAGUGCCUCCUUCCUUUCUGAAGCAGGGCAUCCCGUAUGUAAUUAGAAAAUCUCAUGCUGAAAAGAUUGCACUUUAUACAGAGCUCAAAGUUGGCCCUUCUCAUUGUUGAAAUAAAAUGAAUUUGUGAUGA
Messenger RNA from Monodelphis domestica (gray short-tailed opossum), 8820 nucleotides. It is a transcript of the gene POLQ, whose product is annotated as DNA polymerase theta. Gene Ontology annotation, biological process: double-strand break repair via alternative nonhomologous end joining; DNA-templated DNA replication. The record is from RefSeq and is a predicted model, not a curated record. Gene Ontology annotation, molecular function: DNA binding; DNA-directed DNA polymerase activity; ATP binding. NCBI's taxonomy places the organism in Eukaryota, Metazoa, Chordata, Mammalia, Didelphimorphia, Didelphidae.